AUGGCCCCUACUGCUAGCAUCAUUGCGCUGGCCGCGACAGCCCUGCUUGGUCAACUGUCACGAGCCAGCUAUACUGAGCAGCCACCGUGCACUGAUCCGUUUACACCGUUUGCAAAGUUGGGAUGUGUCUCCAAGAGCGAUUUCGACUUCCGCUCCGCGGCUGAUCAAGCCAGCAUGACCGUUGCCAAGUGCACGGCUGUCUGCAAAGGCAACUCUUACCGUUAUGCGGCUCUCACCUAUUAUGGUGUUUGCUACUGCGGCAACGUCAUUACAGGCCAGCAACAAGACGAUAGCAAGUGCAGCUACAAGUGCACCGGAAACCCAGAUGAAUCCUGUGGAGGGCCAGACUCCUCCUACUCCGUCUGGCAGGACCCUACUUUCCCCAAGACUGCCGAUCAGGUCUCGGUGAGUGACUACCAGGCGCAGGGCUGCUACACCGACCAGUCGCCGCGCUCUCUCGGACACCCGCAGAGCAUCGACGGUGGCGUGACUCCGGAGAAGUGCAUCUCUGCCUGCAAGGCGCAGGGUUAUCCGUAUGCCGGAACCGAGUACGGAGGCGAGUGCUGGUGCGACAGCUACCUUGCUUCUCAAGCCAGCAAGGUGUCAGAUGCCGAGUGCCAGAAGCCUUGCUCUGGUGACGGCUCCAAGACGUGCGGAGGCGCAAACCGCAUCAACAUCUACUUUGCCAAGGAUCUCGAGUCCACGGAGCCGUGCACCUCAAGUGUGACAACUAGCAGCACCACUGCGACGCCGACGCCGACGACAAGCACGAGCUCAACCAGCUCCGUUACCACAACGACUGGCACCAGCACUACCUCGACUGGCACUGGAACUACCUCAACCAGCACUGGCACCGGCACCACCUCGACUGGCACUACCUCGACUGGCACUACCUCGACUGGCACUACCUCGACUGGCACUACCUCGACUGGCACUACCUCGACUGGCACUACUUCGACCGGCACUACUUCGACCGGCACUACUUCCACUGGCACUACUUCCACUGGCACUACUUCUACUGGCACUACAUCGACCGGCACUACUUCCACUGGCACUACUUCCACUGGCACUACUUCGACCGGCACUACUUCGACCGGCACUACUUCGACCGGCACUACUUCCACUGGCACUGGAACUACUUCAACCAGCACUGGCACUAGCACCACCUCAACUGGCACUACUUCCACUGGCACCGGCACUACCUCAACUGGCACUGGUACAAGCACUACUUCGACAACUACAACAACUUCGUCAAAGACAUUCACGACUUCGACCCGUACCUCGACUACAUCAUCCUGUGUUCCUGCCCCGACACAGGUCUGUGUUGAGGGAUCCGAUUGGAUCGGGCACGAACCCAUCUGUGGCGUUCCCUUGCCACCAGUUAGCUGCAGUGACAACAAGGGCGACUAUGGCAAGAAUCCGUUCAAGCUUUUCAACCUUCCCGACAAGUCCAAGUGCCCAAUCUUCCCCAAGGCGUCACUGGCAUGCAUUGAAGCCUGCGGCGUUCAGCUGAAGCAGUGCUUGAAGGCCACUUGCCUGUUCGGGCGUGAUGGGCUCGAAACUUCUGAGAAUGACGGACAUGGAAAGCGCACACUCGGCCUCAUCAAGGACAUUAAGUGCAAGAAGCAGUUUGCGCUCUGUGUCGCUGCGAACAAGCUGAUCAACCCCAAUGUGUGCAAGGACUACUGUCCUAAAUAG
Messenger RNA from Akanthomyces muscarius, 1698 nucleotides. RefSeq lists its product as uncharacterized. Bases 1 to 1698 code for a protein of 565 amino acids. The record is from RefSeq and is a predicted model, not a curated record. The transcript has 2 exons. NCBI's taxonomy places the organism in Eukaryota, Fungi, Ascomycota, Sordariomycetes, Hypocreales, Cordycipitaceae.